Molecule: messenger RNA, 6212 nt
Organism: Phlebotomus argentipes
Lineage: Eukaryota; Metazoa; Arthropoda; Insecta; Diptera; Psychodidae
Gene: OtopLa
Product: proton channel OtopLc
Exons: 15
Coding region: 345-3083 (912 amino acids)
Biological process (GO): proton transmembrane transport
Cellular component (GO): membrane
Molecular function (GO): proton channel activity
Source: RefSeq, a predicted model, not a curated record
ACUCUCAGACGAGCCACAAUGAAGCGCUGAGAGACAGAGUUCUCUUCCACAGUAGCCGGUUGAAAUCAAUAAAAACGCGAGAGUGUUUCUGGAGGAUGUAAAAUUCUGUUUUCUCACACACAAUAAAAUGUGAUUCUUCAGCGAUGCAGCGCAUCUAAAUUGCCACCAUGAUCGUCUCGCUGAAAGAUAUCGAUCGCCAAGGUUGGAUUUGAUUGCGCCGAGGAGGCAGAACGACGUCAAGUAAAUUGAUGAGACGCGCGGCUUUCAGAACAUAUUAACUUCCAUAUCUCGGAGAAUCACAGCAUAUCGCAAGAGGAGGACUUUGGAGAGUGGGUGGAAGCGGCAUGCAACGCUGUCCGUAUAUUCAUGAGAUGCGAGAACGCCUUCUGCCGCCCCAACAGCCCUCGCCGCCGCUCCAUCAGCCUCUGCAGUUUCGCCACCACACGCCCCACCAGCAUCCGCCCACGCCGCGCCCCGCCGAGCAGCCCAUGGAGCAGGAGCGCGAAGGACUCCUCCUGGACAGCCGCCCCGCGGACGGCAAUCAGGUCGGAACGGUGGUCAAGCUAAAUCCCGAUGGAUAUGGCUCACACACGAGCCCAACUCACCAGCGCACUCCCCUCGUGCCCAGGGACUUGGGGGAGGACUUCAGUCUGGACUUCGACGAGGAGCCGCUGGAUCCGCGGAAACCAAAAAAUGCCAACACAUUUACUAAAGAUAUUGGAUAUUACAUUCGAAGCCAAAAAAGGACUUCCCUCUUCAUAGUGACCAGCCUGGUCUAUGCCAUGCUCCUUGUGGUGGUGUGCGUCGCCUACGUCAUCAGCGACGUGAGCACUCACCGCAUCCCCGUGAUGUACUACGAGGGAUUCUUCACGUAUCUCUACGGCGCGAGCAUCCUCUUUCUGCUCUACGUCUUCUGCUUCCUGCUGCAAGAGAGCACUUGCUGUGCUGGUGGCGAGAAGCAGCCGAAGCCGGUGAAGGAGAAGAAGCCGAAGAAGGAGAAGAAGCCAAAGAAGGGGGACCCGCCAGAGGGAAAGGAUGCCAAGGGUGCAAAGGACAAGGACAAGGACGCCGCCAAGGGCGGCAAACCCAGUCCAUUCCAGACUAUCAAAUUCAAUUUUCAGGACACCACAGUCGAAGCGGAAAAGGCACCAACCCCGAAGAAUGUGCGCAAGAGGAAGACCACCCAGAACAACACCACCCACGGAAGUUUCUUCCUCCGCGUCGGUGCAAUUGCCUUCGGAUUGGGCACAAUGAUUUACACUGGCUUGGAAUUUGGCUCAUUCUUUGAGAUUCCCUUCGAUUCGCCGUGCCAUCAAAUUUUACGCGGUGUUAAUCCUCUUCUGCAGAUGAUCUUCACAUUCAUGCAGAUGUAUUUCAUCUUUAUGAACGCGAGAUUGAACAUCCAUCGCUUCAAAGUGUUGGCUCGCUUUGGACUGAUGCACAUUGUCGCUACGAAUGUUUGCGUGUGGAUUCGGACCCUAGUCUUGGAGUCUCUCAAAGAGAUCACUUUAUACCAUCAGAAUCGCAAGCCAUCACCUGAAGAUGGCGCUAUUCUAGAUUCCAUCCGACGACACACUCUGAAGAACGCAGGGACUGUCAUGGGAACCCACCUGGAACCGGACUUCGAAUGGGAGCCGCUGCACUCCAACAUGAACGUCCAGGAGGCUUCGUCAGCCGAGUCUCCAGCAAACAUCCUCUCUCGCAUCGUGAAGAGCACCGCUCAAGGAGUGACUGAAGGUCUCGCUGAGGAUCUGGACAACCCAACAACCUCAACGACCACCACAUCGGCACCAGUGACCACCUUUGCCCACACCACAACGACCUUCUUGCGCAAACUGAAGCGUGCCACUUCGGCUCCGACCUCAACUGAGACUGAAACAACAACAACCGCUCCCCCAACGACUUCCACUUCGACUCUGGCCUCGAUCUUCGCUCUGUUCUCGACAUCCUCCACCACAACUCCGACUCCAGCUCCGGCAACGACUUCCACAACCACUGAGUCCUUCUUCAACAACUUGUUCGGCUUCGACCAACACUCGUAUCAGACUUACUCGGGACUGGCUCACAAUACUAGCAACUCCUUGGACCAGACCUUCGAGAGCCUAGACUCGCUGUUCCCGUCCGCUUUCACUGCGUUCCUGCCUGUCAACACCUCCAACUCAACCAAUGCGACAAACUGCGGACGCGUCAAUAUCAUGGGGACCAUUGUCCAGGACUCAGCUCCGUAUCUCUAUCCCUUCAUCAUUGAGUACUGUCUGAUCGGAGCAGUGGUGAUUUACGUGAUGUGGCGCCAGAUUGGACGAUAUCCUAAGUUCGCAACUGAAGAGGAUCUGGAACACCGUUUAGAAGUGAUGCUCUCACGUCGUGCUGUAGCCAUGGCUCAGGCUUCCUCUGGACGAGUUGACUGCGUUGGAGCUUCCAAGGGAUUGUUCUUCGGUCUGCUGCUCCUCGUCGGCUCUCUGAUUUGCCUGAUUCUGUUCUUCGUGCUCGUUCGUCAUCCGCAACUCUCUCUUCUGGCCAUCUACCUUGCUGACGUUUCUCACAGUGCUCUCAUGGCUUUCUCCGUCAUCGCAAUACUGAUCGGAUUCUGCCGAGUUCAACACUUGAAGUUCCGAUGCGAGGACCAGAGCAAUCUGAAUGACAUUCUGCUGCGCAUCUCUGCCUUUGGCUUGUUCACUUAUUCGGUCUUCAGUGUGAUUUCCGGUGCUCUGAACUUCUUGGAGAGUGAACCAAAUCUACUGGUCUGCGUUACUGGAGCUCUGGCUGUUCUACAGGUUAUUUUCCAACUUCUCUUCAUCGCUGAUGUGUCCAGACGUCGAGUCCAUCUGCCUGAGCACGAUAGAAGCAAACCAGGUCGUCAAAUUGUCACAUUCUUGCUCAUCUGCAAUAUCUCCAUGUUUGCCAUCUACACUUUCGAGGCGCAGAAAGUCUUUGCAAAUCCGGUUCAAUUGGACUUCUAUGGCUUCAUCGCCUGGUCUCUGAUUCAGCGUGUUACACUUCCACUGUGCAUAUUCCAUCGAUUUCACAGCGCCGUCACUCUGGCCGAAGUGUGGAAGACCACAUACAAACCGCGCUUGGAAUAAGAGCCCGACAACUCUGACUCAAUUUCUCAGAAUUAGCAUUUUGAGCUGAAGAGAAGUAGAUUGUGGUUACUCUCCAAUGGACUCCAUUUAAUUUCCUUAGACAGGAUUUCUCUCACGUCCAGAAUGGCAGUAAUGAAGCAUAAUAAUGAGAAUAGAGUAGAAUGAAAAGAAAAAAAAACAUUUAAUCAAAUCACAAUUAAUCAAAGGGUGAGCAGAACAGAUGCAGGAUUCCUUGUGGGUUGGCUAGGAUGCAUAACUAACACGAUAAUGGUCCGAUUAGAAGAAAUUUUGACGAAAAGUGAAUAGAACCAGAUUAAGUAUAGAAGAUGUCUGAAUAUUUCUCUAAAGAUGGAGGAGAAAACGUCGUACAUUACUAAAAAAAAAAAAUUAAUUCUUGUUCCGAAUCUGUGUCUAGGUGUUAGGAUAAUGAAAAUGAAUCAUAAACUUAUACAACACUUAGAACAUUAACCAUUUCUCACGAAGGCGGACAAAGACUCCUUCUGAACCAUUAUUCAUUUCGACAGAGCCUCCAAAAGGGGGUUUAUCUUCAUGUCUCUGGCAUUAGUGAUUUUCGAGACGCACAUAUUUUGACGUUAUGAGAAGCGAGUUUCACCAGAAUUGCGCAGAAAUCUUCCAGGUUUUGAUAUUCUUGUAAAAGGAUUGGCAUGAUGGUGCUAAACUUAUUCAAAAAAAAUUUGUUUUACUUCAUUUAAAAACAAGUUUAAAGAAAAAAAGGAAACUUCACCAAUACAAAAAAAAAUUGACUAUUAAAGUUUUGACUUCGAUUUUAUCCAAAGAUGAGAAAUUUGUUAAUACUCAAUUGGUGAAAAGUACUUACAAAGACAAGUAUCAAUAUUGAAAAAAUGUGUACUUUGAAUUCGCUUCAUACUGGGACUGCAUUUUUGUACUCGUCUACUUUUUAUAUUAGGAAGUAUGAGAAUAUUGAGAAAACAUGUUUUUAUAUAGAAAUUUCGAUGAGAAAAUUUUCACAGUUGAUAGUAAAAGAAAGAAUAAUAAAAAAAAUUAUUGACAAGAAAUUUUAUUGUGUAUAACAGAAAAUGAGAAAAAAAUUACAUAAAACAUAACUACUGUUCUUUGACGAAAAGAGGUAUAAAGCAACAUUAGAAGAUUCACAGUGAAAAUUGUGGACAGAAGAGAGUAAAAGUUAAGGAAAACAAAAUAACUAAAUAGAAAAUAAUGAAAAAAAAAAUAUUAUCGUCAGAUAUUCCCAAAUAAUUAUACUAAAGGAUGAAAAAAAAAAUUGUAAGCGCAUAUUGUAUCGGUUUUAUCUUGAGCGUUGAACAUUAUAUAGAAAUGAUGCAGACGGUUUUUCACACAACAUCUUUCUUAUCCUUUUUCGCAAAUUUUCGAUGAUGACAUUUUCUAGGCGGAACACAGAACAAUUGCAUACAUAGAUGUAGACAUUGCUCAUGUCGUUUUGGAGAAUAGUUGCGAAAAUAAUGGUAAUGAGAAAACCCACCAAGAAUCCUUUUUGCAAGAGGUUUUCACACUCUCUUGAGGAUGUAUUUAACAUUUUUUGAGAAUUUGCACCAAUGAGGACCAGUUACAUUCAUUAGACAGAAAGAUUAUGAUGAAAUGAAUAACCAUGAAAAUCAUUUAGCGAAGAAGAAUCUCAUGCAUCGAUUUACGAUAGAUUUUACGAAACAAUUUUGAUGACAGUGAAGGAAAGACUAGAAAGGACACAAGAACACACUUUAAUGUCUUGUCUAAAGUCUAAAGAUAGAAGCAAAUGAAGAGACUUUUACUGAGGACACAUUUUUCUACCCAAUGAGGUGUAAUGGAACAAUUCUUUAUAGCGUCCAAAGGGCGCGAGAAAAACACUUCUGGAAAAAAUCUUUAUAUCUUGAAUGUAUCAAUCUUCAUGAAUUGUAAUUUUUUCCAGAGUUGACAAAUUCACAGCAGAGAAGAUUUAUGGAUAUUUUUCAUGAUGUGAAAACAUAUUGAUAUUGAGGCGUUUUUUGUAUUAACCCAAAAUUACUAGUGAUUUAUUUGUCUAAUAUUUGUCCUUUUUUUCAUGUAAAUAGGAAUCUAUUGAUAAAGUGAAUCUUUAUCCAAAAAAAAUGGGGGAAAUCCAAUCUGUCCAAAAAGGAGGCACUUUAUCCACACAUUUCACCCAAUUCUUCCCAUGUUCGGACUCUAUUUUCUCUCCGAGAGAUUUUUAUCGUGUAAGAUAGGUUUGCACUAAAAGUUUGUGUGAUACAGUUUUAUGUCUCUUUACACUCUGAUCCAUCUUAUUAAGCAACUUGUAAUUCUUAUCAAAAAAUCAAGUGAAUUAAAUUCCCUCUGAAUGGUUGCGAAAAUUGAGUAACUUUCCAAACAUGUGUUAAUUUCUUUGUGUAGUUUUUUUUUUUAGACAAAAACACAUCUUGUGAAUUAAGGAAACACUGCCAUUUUUUCAAUUGACGACAAUUGAACAAUACUAAAAGUCUGUGAGCACACAGAGUCACAGAUGAGAGCUCAAGUUUAAUUCUUACGUAUUUCCAUCCCUCCUCGUAAUCUCAAAAAAAAUAGAUUUACUUUCAGAAGUGACACAGAGAAUCACAGUAAUAAGAAAAAGAAACAUUGAAGAAGCAAUUAGAGGCAGACAGAGCGAUAGAAAUUGGCAUGAGCAAUUCAUAAUCAAUUGUUAUUUAAAACUUAGAGAUUAGUUGAUCAGAGAGUUGACAAGAAAUGUGAAAAGUAACCAAUAAUAAUUUAUUUAUACUUGUAUUUAUUUCUGAUCGAUGAACGAGUGAGAUAAUUUGCAAUGCUGCAUUUUUGUGUAAAUUUUCCGCCCUUUCUUCUCCCCUAAAAAUUGCAAUGAUAAUUUGCAUUGGCACUUUGCUGGGAGAAUUCCUUUGAUUAUCAACUCAAUUUUUUGUGUAAUCUUGUAUGAAGAUGGAGAAAAUUUACCACAAAGCAGUGUAUUAUAUUCAAAGGUAUGAGUUACGAUUGAAGGCAAGCUGAGGACAUGCGAAGGAAAUAUCAGAGGAAAAUUGUAAGGAGUGAGGAUUUGUGACACUCUCUAGUAGCGGUAUAAUUUAUUGUACAAAAGAAGAUAAACAAGAAACAACAAAGAUGUACUUAAAAGAUAUGAUAACAUACAUAUGCUAAAUUACGUUAACGAUA